AUGCUCGGGCAAUGGGGCGUCAUCGUGGUCGUGCUCGACGGUGCGGUCCGCCUCUGCGAGGAGGGCCUCGCACGCCGUGAAGAAGGCGUGGGUACGUGGAUCGUUGCGGCGCGGUUGAUAACGGCCUUGGGGGCGCGCGAACGCGGCCGCCACAGCCGCGACCAUGGCGUCCGCACUGCGCGGGACAGCGGCGCGUACACGCGCACCUGGCCAGCGUACGAUAACGCGCGGCCAGAGGUCGGCGAGGCGGCGCGCUCUGGUGUGCGAGGCCGCGCGUCGCAGUCGUCCAUCAGCUCCAGGAAGACCGGAAGCGAGGCCGGCGGCGCAGCGUCAGCGCGUUUGUCAGCGCUCGUGGAAGGGGGGAGACGCCGGGCCGACUGGGACAGCGUGCAGGUGACACGAGGGAGUUGA
Molecule: messenger RNA, 411 nt
Organism: Chondrus crispus (carragheen)
Lineage: Eukaryota; Rhodophyta; Florideophyceae; Gigartinales; Gigartinaceae
Exons: 1
Coding region: 1-411 (136 amino acids)
Source: RefSeq, a predicted model, not a curated record